CUCGUCUUCGGCGAGGAAAACGCACUUCGCCGCUCGCGUGUCUCUCGUGUCUCUCUCUCGGGUGGAUGUACACACGCCGCGGUCCACGAGUGCGUUUAAUCGACUUCCGUCAAAACGCGUUGUGUGUCGGCCAGAAAGUAAAUGAAUUGCUUCCGGUGAAAAGAGGAGGCGCGGAAGAAAGACUUGAAAACUCACCAGACACUCACAUCCUUUUUCUCCAGGCCUCGUUGAUGCCUGAUUCCUUCCUUGGCAGCUCUGUGCUCCUGUCUCCUUCGUCGCGUCGCUCUUCGCCUCGCUUCGCCGUUCCUCGCUUUUUCUGAAACGCUGUCCAUCCAUCUGUCUGCUGCCCUCCUCGCUCCCGGCCUCUCUCUUUUCCUGCCUGGGUGCUCUUUCGUCUCUCUCCAAAAAAAACAGACUGCCCUGUCUCCUCUCUGUCCGGCCCCUUCCUCUCUCCUCGUUUCCUCUGGCCGACACUGGUCGGUCUCCCGUUUUUGCCUCCUUCCCUCCUCUCCGUCGGCCCUCUUUCUCUUUGUCUCUUCUUCUGCUGCCUUUCCUUGCCCCCUCCGCUCCGCCGUUUCCUCUCCUUUCGCCGCGCUAUCCCCGCUCUCUCUUCGCCGCCUUUUCCGCGCCUUCUCUCCUUUUCCGCGCCUUCUCUCCUUUUCCGCCACGAUGGCCUCGCCACUUCGCUCGCGAGUCUCAGGUCCGCCUGACGAGCAUGAAGUCAACGCAGAGGACAUGGAAAUGCAGGACGAAGUGACGCCGCUCAGAGGCUACGCGGCACAAACAGAAGGAGGCGACGAAGGAAGAGUCAGCAACUUCCCCGGUGCUGAAAGUCAGGGAGGAAGGGAGAACAUGGAGGCCGAACACGACACUCAAGGCGCCGAGGACAACUUCCAGAGAUCUUCUCCUCUCUCGAGAAGACGACGCCCAGCGACACAGCGAGAAGCGUUUCCCCAUGGCUUUUCGCAACAUCUGUCGGAGAACGCGCCGCAGAUGUCGGCCGCGACGCACCGAGGACUCGAGUCUUCUGCGAGCGAGUACGGCGGCACUCCCUUGGCGGUUCGAAGAGUCCGGUUCGCUCGCGCCGACUUGGGGGACAUGGGCAGGGAGUUCUUGCUCCAAGACAGCGACAUGCAACGUCUCCCUGAACUCCCCAAGGAGGUCGUCGACAGCAACAUGGAAAGAAAAUUCAACGAGUUCUUCGAGACUUUCCGCGUCGAAGACACCGAAGGAAUUUUGGAGCUCUCUGAAGAGGAGAAGGCGAUCUCGGCUCUGGCGAACGACGCAGCGUACGCAGAUGCAGGGUGUCGGAGCUUCUACGCGAUCAAGUUACUGCAGUACAUGGAGCGCCGGGGGGCGGCGCUGAUGGCUGGCCACAGCUCGCAGACUGGUCUCUCCUUCGACGUGUCUCUCCAGCAUUUGUUUCUCUUCGACAGACAGCUGUACGACGCGGCAGUGAAUGCGCCGCAAGACGCGAUUGCUGCGUUCGACGCGAUUCUCCGGAGGAAGUUUGCGGAUCUCCGAGAGCUGCACGGAUGCUUCAGCGACGAGGGUGCGGGACAUCUCGGGGCAGAGGAAGUCCUCCUUCAACAGGCCCCCCGCCUGCGUCUGUUUUCCAAACCGCCAGCCUUGAUGGAUUCUGCUCGUUCUCUCGACCCGUCUGUCGAUCUGGAUCGUCUCGUCUGUCUCAAGGGCAUCGUCGUUCGGACAAGCGAAGUGUUGCCUGAAAUGACGAUGGCUGCGUUCAGAUGCCAAGGCCAGAAGCGCGUGGACGUGAACGAGUACACGGCCUGUCUGCAAGAAGUCUACGAAUGCGUGGUGAAUGGCGAGGCGCUCGAGCCGAAAAAAUGCCAAGCCUGCGGGGGAGCGAACACAUUCGAGUUGUGGCUUGAGCAGUGCGCCUUCGCGUCGAAACAGCUGAUCAAACUCGUCGAACUUCCAGAGAAGCUGCAGCCUGGAGAAACCCCGCAGUCCAUCUCCGUCUUCGCCUACGACGACCUCGUCGAUUGCUGCCACCCUGGCGACCGCGUCGAACUCACCGGUGUUUUCAAGGCCGCGCCAUUGCGAGUGAAUCCGCGACUGCGGCUGCAGCACGCAGUGUUCCGAACGUUUGUCAGCUUGAUUCACGCGCGCAAGGAGUCGAGAGAGUCUGCUCGCGGCAGCGCGCUGUUUCUGCCUUCUCUGGAGGAACCGGCGAACGCUGCGUGCGAUGAAGAAGGCCGGGACGCAGAGGAACGCGCGCGCCUUGCAGGCAACGCAGACGCCGCGACUGCGGCCGCAGCCGCGAUCUCCGGGGCAGCGCCUGUCGCCCUCGAUGGAGAAGAUUUCCACUUCUCUCCAGAAGUCGAAGCCAAAAUCAAAGAAAUCAGCCAGCGAUCUGACGUAUACGACCUGCUGGUGCGUUCGUUUGCGCCUUCGCUGUUUGGACGUGAAGACGUAAAGAAAGGAAUUUUGUGUCAACUUGUGGGCGGGACACACUUGCUGCCGUCAGCGGAGGAGGAAGGCGAGACGCGCGGCCAGGAAGGCAAAGGAAAAAGCAAGGCGCGCCACGAACUCCACAUUCUGCUUUGCGGCGACCCUGCAACUGCCAAGUCGCAGUUGUUGCAGUAUGUGCAUAAGAUCUCGCCCAGGUGUAUGUACACUUCGGGACGCGGCAGCAGCGCAGUCGGUUUGACUGUCUGUGUGUCGAAGGAUCCGGAAACUCGCGAAUUCGUUCUUGAAAGCGGAGCCGUGGUUCUCGCGGAUGGCGGCGUCUGCUGCAUCGACGAGUUCGACAAGAUGGAAGAAGCCGGCAGGUCCAUUCUCCAUGAGGUCAUGGAGCAACAGACUGUGACAGUCGCAAAGGCAGGCAUUGUCGCCUCGCUGAAUGCUCGGACUGCGAUUCUCGCGUCCGCAAAUCCAGUGAGCUCUCGGUACGACCGUCGCCGCGCCGUGAUUGAGAACAUCAAUUUGCCUCCUUCUCUUUUCUCGCGUUUCGACUUGAUUUAUCUGCUCCUCGACACGGCAGAUCCACGCACAGAUCGGCUGCUUGCCCAUCGCCUCUGCCGCUCCUUUGGCAGCCGCAAAAGUCCCGAGACUGACGAUGGAAGUGCAACGCAUGCAGACACGCGGCCGCCUCUGCCGGCAGGGUUCUUGGGUCUGUACAUUGCGUACUGUCGGUACCGCUGCGCACCGCGUUUGACUCUGGAGGCUCGCGAUCACCUGCGGGACGAAUAUCUUCGCAUGCGCCACCGGGACGUGACUUCCAAACACCCGACGGCGACGAUUCGGCAACUCGAGUCUCUGAUUCGCAUUUCCGAGGCUCUCGCGAAGAUGCGCCUGUCCAAGGAAGUGACCCGCGCAGACGCCAUCGAGGCUGUGAGACUGAUGAACUUGGCCACGUACCAAUCGCUUGUCGAUCCCUACACAGGCCGCAUCGAUUUUGACCAGAUUCACUUUGGCCAAACUCGCCAGCAGCGCAUGAUUGCACAGCGAGCGACGGAAGCGAUCAAGGAGGUUCUCUCUGCAGCAGCAAGUGCCCCGGGCCAGUCUGCCAUGACUCGCGAGGACAUCUUUGUCAAAGUCAAGGAACUCAUGAGAGAAACUGGUGGUCGCCACGAAAUCGUCGAGCCCAACUUGCUGUUUGAGGCGCUUUCGAACCUCGAGAAAGACCAGAUUGUCACAAAAAAGCCUGGCGGUCUGUACCAUAUGAGUGCGUCGCCUGCGACUGCGUGAAGAGCAGACUGAGAAGUGAGAGGAGACGCCCGAAGAACAGGCUGGACAUUCUUUGUGAAUUUGCGUUCUCCGUGGGCAGAGAAUGCAAGGACUGGGGAGAAGAGCCGUCAGCUGAAUAGGCUAGUGAUGACGGAGGCAACGUUUGUCGUUGAAGAGGCGGGUGCUGCGUCUCUUCAAAAAUAGGAAAAAUGCACCAGUGUCGGUUGCCUGGUGAGGCGCGUGGCUUCUCGCUGUUCUCGCGGUGCCAAGUUUUUGCUAAAAGAAACGGAGACCAAGUCCUCACUAAUACGCGCUAGAAUUCGACCAACAAAGCAUCGGAUCGUGCAAUCGUCAGAUUACGUCUGUGCACGCAUAGGCAUAUUUCUGUGUAUAGCGUGAAAUCUGUAGAACUGAGGCCACGGGGGGGACGUUUUCCGCAUGAACCGAAGAACGACGACGCGCCACAAUUACAGGUCGCUCAUGGGCGUUCAGCGGCUGACUCACGAUUCUGAAAAAGUGCUUUUUCCGAAGCCCACGUCGAGCAUAGAAAACCCUGGCGACAAAAACCAGAAACGCCCCGUAAGUGUACACUUGAACAACUUUGGAGGAGAAAAGCUCCCUCACGGCCCGGCAAAACUGCGUGAAAAACGGUACUCUGUGUUCUUUGGAGUCGAACUGUUGAUAAGGCGGUGAACCAUGUACAUGAGAAGCUUACAUUAAUUCGUGCCUAAUGGGUAUUAACAGAGCUCCACUUUCGUGGAAGAAUCUGACUCUCAAGCGAGGCGGGGACGCAGACGCAACUCGGUCGCGGAAAAAGUUGGAACUUGUCGAUGAAGAGGUUUUGACAUCUCAACUGUCUUUUUUUUGUGUCGGCGUCGAUACGCACUCCAUGAUGGCUUAUGCAGCUGUACGGCGCUAGCCUGAAUCAUGCUUUGUUUAGCAAGACAGGCAUUUUCUCAAACUGUGUGUGCUUUCUGUCUUGUGCGAACACUUUCGUGGACUCGGGGUGCAUCGCUCGCUUCUCGCCACCCCACGAGACGCUCUUGACAUGUACUGCGCCAGUGAUACUCCGCUUGGCCGCGCAUUUUCCCUCUUUUUGUUAGAAGCUUAUCGAUUUUUCGAAGUCAUCUUAUCUGCCGCGUCGGUCGCCCCGCACGACCCUUCCUUGUUCUUGACAGCUUCUAAAGAAACGGCUCGGCCUCGGGAAGAACUCAGCCGCUGCACACUUGUCCUGAAAAACUCGCUUUCGGUCGUCAGGUCCACUGAGUAAGCCGUAGGAACCG
Molecule: messenger RNA, 4976 nt
Organism: Toxoplasma gondii ME49
Lineage: Eukaryota; Apicomplexa; Conoidasida; Eucoccidiorida; Sarcocystidae
Product: DNA replication licensing factor MCM4, putative
Exons: 15
Coding region: 670-3714 (1014 amino acids)
Biological process (GO): DNA strand elongation involved in DNA replication; mitotic DNA replication initiation; double-strand break repair via break-induced replication
Cellular component (GO): MCM complex; nucleus
Molecular function (GO): ATP binding; single-stranded DNA binding; single-stranded DNA helicase activity
Source: RefSeq, a predicted model, not a curated record